AGGAGUGGGAGUGUAGCAGCUCCAACCAAAUAGAGUUGAAUGAUUGAACUUUCUUUUUUAGUUUGUGCAGCUCCCCUGCCUCUAUCCCCUUCACACAGAGUGUGGUCAGCACAGGGAAGCUCCACUCUCCUCUUCCCUUGAUUGAUCUCUUGUAGAAGAUGAAGGAUCACGGCUGUUCCAUGACCCUUUUCCUAUGGAUUAUCUUCCUGUGGGGCAGCUUUCCUAACACUAACUCAGCUUCUGCUACUUCUCGCAAGCAGGAUGAGUCCUUCUCUACCAUGAGUGUGUAUAGAGCAAGAUGCACAUCCAGGUGCCUGAGCCUGCACAUCACUCGCAUCUCUGCCUUCUUCAAACACUUCCAGAACAAUGGUUCCUUGAUUUGGUGCCAGAAUCACAAGCAAUGCUCAAAGUGCUUGGAACCUUGUAAAGAAACCUGGGAUUUGAAAAAGAAUAGCUGCCAAAGUCUCUGUGAGCCACUGUUUCCGAAGAAGCACUAUGAAUGUUUAACCAGCUGUGAGUUUCUGAAAUCCGUCUUGUCAGUAAAACAAGGCGACUGCCCAGCUCCAGAGAAAGCCAGUGGAUUUGCGGCAGCAUGUGUGGAAAGCUGUGAUGCUGAUAAUGAAUGCUCUGGGGUAAAGAAGUGCUGUUCCAAUGGAUGUGGCCAUACAUGUCAAGUACCUAAAAACUUAUACAAAGGUGUUCCACUAAAGCCAAGGAAGGAAUUAAGCUUCAGUGAACUUCAACACGGGAAUCUUGAAAUUAGGUGGUCUUCAAAAUUCAACAUUUCUGUUGAGCCAGUGAUCUACGUGGUUCAGAGAAGAUGGAAUUAUGGGAUACACCCAAGUGAGGAUGAUGCUACACCCUGGCAAACAAUUUCACAGAGCACAGAUGAAAGGGUCCAGCUCUCUGAUGUCAGACCGAGCAGGUGGUACCAGUUCAGAGUGGCCGCUGUUAAUGUGCAUGGUACAAGAGGCUUUACAGCACCCAGCAAACACUUCCGUUCAUCUAAAGACCCAUCCGCUCCACCAACACCGAUAAAUCUCAGGAUAGCUAACUCAACAACAAACAAUGAUGGUACUGUUACAGUUUGGGUCUCUUGGGAUCUUCCAGAAGAACCUGAUAUUCCUUUGCAUCACUAUAAAGUGUUUUGGAGCUGGACUUCCCAUGGCAAAUCUGUUGUUCCAGCUAAGAAGAAGCGUAGGAAGACAACAGAAGGGAGCCAGAAUUAUGUGACUCUAGAAGGAUUACAGCCCAACAGCAAUUAUAUGGUAGAGAUUCAAGCUAUUACAUACUGGGGACAAGUACGUCUAAAAAGCGCAAAGGUCUCUUUGUAUUUUUCCUCCGGACCAUCAAGCUCAUCUAAAGAUCAAAUAUCAAAAGUCAGUAAAAUGAAGACUGAUACUUUAGUGCCGCCUCAAAGAAAACGCACCGGUCACAUGCUGGAAAUCGGAGCUCCGUUCUACCAGGAUAAUCAACUUCAGGUCAAAGUUUACUGGAAGAAGACAGAAGAUCCUCUUUUGGGACUUUAUCAUGUUCAAUGGAUUCCUGAAUCAUGUACAAACAAUGAAACCAAAGGACCUGAGAAAGCUGUAACCCAAGAUCACCACAUUAUCCUACCUGGGUUAUUAUUUUCAUGCAAAUACAAAGUCACAAUACAGCCAGCCAGAUCUAAGGGCCAUUUAAAGGCUGAAAGCAUUUUCUUCACUACUCCUCUCUGUUCAGCGCUGAAAGGCAAAAACCACAAACACAUCAAUUGUCCAACUGAAGGAGGACAAGUUGUUGCUAAAGUGUUGGCAAAACCUGAAAAUCUAUCGGCUUCUUUCAAUGUGCAUGAGAAUAACAUUACUGGACAUUUUUCAUGGAAAUUGUCCAAGUUAAACCUUCAUCAACCUAUGACAGGAUUCCAAGUCACAUGGGCAGAAGUCACAACAGAAAGCCGACAAAACAGCCUACCCAAUAGUAUAAUUUCACAGUCUCAGAUAUUGCCAGUGGACCAUUAUGUUCUCACUGUCCACAAUCUUAGGCCUUCAAUGCUUUACCGACUAGAAGUUCAAGUUUUAACAACCGGCGGUGAAGGACCAGCCACAAUAAAGACCUUCAGGACACCAGACAUACUUCCCUCUAUACCUCACAGGCCUCAUAUGAAGCAACACCAUUCUCAUCAUUACAAACCAUCUCCGGAAAAAUUUUGAAGUUUUUUUUUUUUUUAUCCAGAAUUAUAUGAAUGGAACUUUGCAUGAUAGCCAACAUACACUUGGAAGGACAAUGUAGAAUUUUACCUGGAUCUUUUUCAGUUUCAUGAUAACAAGAAGUUAUGUCCGCUUCAAUCUGUCCUGGAUUUUCAGUGUGUCUUCUUCUCAAGUCCCAGUAUGCAUUGUGUAGCAUAUAUUGAAGGAUAGAUUUUAAGCUCUUGUGUUGUUUUAUUGUAUUUCACAUAGCUUGGAAAGUGCUUUAUAUGGCACUUCUGUUUUUAUGUGUAUCAUUUAUUCCUUGUAGUUAAUGGUUCUGUGAAUAUUAUAUAUUGUAAAUACAGCUUAAUAUAGAUGCCUAAAUAAUUAUUAAGGAACAGGAUGAGGCCAGUGGAAAAAGAAGAAGCAAUAAGAUAAACAGUACAAAAAAUAAGAGUGUUAAAGAAUGCCGAUUCAAUGGACUGGGCAAUAUCGGUAUAAUGGUAAAUACUGCAUUUAGCCUUAUCUAGUUACCAUUUUACACAGUGGUGCUGAAGCCAAGAAUUACUUUUACCUCCAAUCUACAAAAUUCAGAAUAGAAUGGAAGUAUUUUAUGAGCUACUUAUAGAAGCUCCAUGUACAUGAAUGUUUCUUACAUUUUUUUGUGAUAUCCACGAUAUGCAGCAAUUGUGAUAUUGUCAUUAGCAGUCAUGCUAUAAUUUUAGAUAUAAUUUAUUAUUUUUAUUUAAUUUUUUUUUCUUACUUUACAUUACAUCUUUUCAUUUCAUUGUCUUCCAGUGGUUAUCUAUUUACCCACACUCAAAUUUGGAGACCUUUCAAACGUAUUUCAGCCCGCUAUAGCUAGUCAUUCUUGCUAUUUAUAUGGAUUUGCUAAAAAAAAAAAAAAAAAAAAAUUCUAGCAUAGCAUAUAUUAGCUUAUUUUACUUCAAAUGCACAUUGUGUUGAUCGUAAUAAAAUAGCACUCUUUUCAUUUAUAUUCUGUAUGUAUGUAAUAUAUGGCAUUGAAGACAAUUUCACAACCAACAUGGAUGGUGAAUUAGAAAUAUACCGACAUAAAUCCAAGUAUUUAUAUUGUAUUCUUUUUUGUAUGUUAAGAGCCCUUAUAGUCAUAUUAAGUAUUUGCAGUAUUUUUAUUGUUUAACUUGCUGAGGAUAUAUUUUAUGUUUAACAUGGCAUUGACUACAACAGACAUUGAUUAAAAUAGUGGCAUUAUGUUUGACAUAUUAAUAGUAAUAAUAGUCAUAUUUCAUUAAUGUGCAUUGAACUAAUUGGAGAUGAGAAAAUGAAAUUGGCUUAAAUAGUAUUCGGUCAAAAUUUCACAAACAAAAAAAAAAAUUGUGAUACGCUUCAGAUUGCUCCUAAACACUGUGCAACAUGGGAGUAAGCAGAGAUGCUGUAUGCAUCCCAGCUUCCAUUAUUUUACUAGGCUAGGUGCGUUGCAUUCAGACCAGCCGCUUAGUGCAUUCUACAUGACCGGAGUCUUUGCUCCUUCACACCUUUUGUAUGGACAACCAAAGGACAUCGGGGUCACUCUUGAUUGCAAGUCAGGAUCUAAGCCUAAAACUAACCUAACAUUUGCCAAAUAUUGGGAGAUUUGCUCAUCUUGAUUAAAAAAAUAAA
Messenger RNA from Hyla sarda, 3809 nucleotides. It is a transcript of the gene ANOS1, whose product is annotated as anosmin 1. Gene Ontology annotation, cellular component: cell surface; extracellular region. Gene Ontology annotation, biological process: neuron differentiation. Gene Ontology annotation, molecular function: peptidase inhibitor activity; protein binding. Lineage: Eukaryota; Metazoa; Chordata; Amphibia; Anura; Hylidae. The coding region runs from base 159 to 2192 and encodes 677 amino acids. The transcript is spliced from 14 exons. The record is from RefSeq and is a predicted model, not a curated record.